AUGGAAAAUGUUAAACAAUGUAUAAUCAUAGGAUGUGGUUUAACAGGUCCUGUAAUGGGAAUGUUAUUGGUUAAAUAUAAAGUAUUCGAAGCAAAGGAUAUUAUUAUAUUUGAAAGAGCAAGGGAGGAACAACUAUCAAGUAGUCUUGGUGCGAGUAUGUGUAUUGCUUCCACUGGAAUGUCGGUUUUAGAGGAAAUUGGUGUAGCUGAACAAGUUGCCAAUGCCGGUGUGGCCAUUUCAAGAUAUUGUUAUCAAAAAUGUGAUGGACAACAGCUGGGAGAGUAUGACAUUGGUUAUUUCAAAGAUAGAUAUGGUUCUAUGAUGUAUGGUGUUGAAAGACAUACUCUUAGACAGUUAUUACUCGAAUCUGCUCGGUCACUUGGGAUAAAAGUCUUGUUUAACAAAUCAUUGGAAAGAGUCGAGCAAGAAAAUGACAGUCAUGUCACUGCGACAUUUAGUGAUGGUACUAAAUACCAAUCCCAAAUACUUAUUGGUGCCGAUGGUAUUCAUUCAAAUGUUAGAAAAAGUUUGUUUAAACAACAAGGUGGUGAACAAGCUUGUUUAGACUAUUCUGGGUAUAGUUUGAUUUAUGGUGUAGCAGAAAGGAAAAAUGAAAUGGACAGUACAUUUCACUCUAGUAUAGCAUUGGGUAAAUAUAUGAUUACAUAUCCGUGUUCACCAACACAUCAAUGUUGGGUCAUCAACAAGUCAGAAAAAGAGGAAAAAGAACAAUGGAAAAUGAUGCACCAAUCAGAUGUUGAACGUGUCUUUAAAGAGAAUCAAGAGUUUCAAAACACCUAUUUCAAAGACACAAUUACAAACACCAAGAGAUUAUUCAAGGUUGGAAUCUAUCAUCAUCCACAAGACCUACUCUCUCAACCAUGGAGUUUGGGUAGAGUCGUUCUCAUUGGCGAUUCAGCUCAUUCUAUUAGUCCUCACCUUGGUCAAGGUUUAAAUCUUGGUUUACAAGAUACCAAACAAUUAACUAUUGUUCUUAAACAACAACAACAACAACAAGUAGGAGUAAGGGAUUGUUCAUGGACAAUAGAAUCACUCGGUAAGGCAUUUAAAUUGUACGAGAUAAAGAGAUCAUUUCCAACUAAAAUGAUAAUCAACAAAUCCAAUCAACAAAUUAAAGAUAAAAUAUCUUGUACAACGGAUGACUUUGAAAAAGAGUGUCUUCAAACUAUCAAAUAUUGGUCAAAUCAAAAUAUUGAAACCAUUCAAAAUGAUUUCGAUCGUAGAUUUGGUUAUUCCCAACAACAAAAAUAA
Molecule: messenger RNA, 1272 nt
Organism: Cavenderia fasciculata
Lineage: Eukaryota; Evosea; Eumycetozoa; Acytosteliales; Cavenderiaceae
Product: FAD dependent oxidoreductase domain-containing protein
Exons: 1
Coding region: 1-1272 (423 amino acids)
Molecular function (GO): FAD binding; monooxygenase activity
Source: RefSeq, a predicted model, not a curated record